Messenger RNA from Bolinopsis microptera, 708 nucleotides. RefSeq lists its product as uncharacterized. Bases 120 to 662 code for a protein of 180 amino acids. Lineage: Eukaryota; Metazoa; Ctenophora; Tentaculata; Lobata; Bolinopsidae. The record is from RefSeq and is a predicted model, not a curated record. The transcript has 4 exons.
CCUUCUUCAGCUCAUUUGAGGAGUGUGGUGAAGAAACGUUCGAGAUAACACUGAAAAAGAAGUCUAUCAAACACGACCUACCGAUCCAGUUAGGCUUCUUUGUAUACCAGUAUGCUAAGAUGCGAAUGCUUAGCUUUUACUACGAUGUUGUCGAUCGAUUCGUUGACAGACGAGACUACUGUGUUUUAGAGAUGGAUACAGACAGUUUGUAUCUUGCUGUCAGUGGAAUGGAUUUAGACAGUGUCGUAAAGCCUGAAAUGACACAAGAAUGGGAGGAAGCUAAAAAGGAGUGGUUUCCACGGAUUGACAGCAAAUCCAAUGCGGCAUACGAUCUAAGGACCCCAGGAUUGUUCAAGAUGGAAUGGGAAGGUGACGGGUUUGUCGGCUUGGCUGCCAAAACUUAUUACUGCUUCCAUAACAACUCUCCCGACAAGGAUAAACAUAGUGCAAAGGGUAUCAACAGAAAUUUUCGCCUGAGCAAAGAAGAUUAUUUGAAGGUUCUCAACAAAGACCCGAAACAAGAAUUACAAGUAAACAAGGGUUUCAUUGUCAAAGGACAAAGCAUGUACACAUACGAACUCACCAAAAAGGGCCUUGAUCAUUUAUAUGUCAAGAGGAAGGUUUUAGAUAACGGUAUUAGCACGACUUAUUUAGAUAUUUAAGGUGAUGUGUGAUCGUCGACUAAUUGAGAUGAAAAUUUACCAUGGU